This is a messenger RNA of Closterium sp. NIES-67, 1819 nucleotides long. NCBI's taxonomy places the organism in Eukaryota, Viridiplantae, Streptophyta, Zygnematophyceae, Desmidiales, Closteriaceae. The record is from the annotation of a GenBank genome assembly.
UCCCCCACUCAGCAGCACAGUGCCAGCCAAAACCUAGACCGCCGCUCCUCACUCGUUCUGGUCCAUAGGGUAAGUUGAACUAGUCUUGUGGUCUGCCUGCUAGGAGGAGCCAUGGCUGCGGAAGCGCAAUUGGCUCAUUCCAUAGCGACGGUCGGCCCCUCAUUAUCGCGAGAAAUAGCUUCGGUAACUGCGUUGUUCGGCCAGCCACAAGGCGUGCGAGUGUCCGGGGUUUCGCUGCUAGAGCGCGGCCUGCAAAGGCUUAGCCUUCACUCGUCGACGUCGCGACCAUUUAUUCCCCGCGCGUCGGACGCCGGCGUGUCGCUAGAGGCAUCGGCGGAGAGUCAAGAAUCGGCGGAAAGCGGGGAGGCGUUGGACGAGGAAUGGCCGCAGUUGCGCGCCAUCAGCGUGGGGCUCGUGCAGGACACCGUCGCCAUGCUCGACACCAAAUGCGACUCCGGCGAGACUAAGGUGGUGCGCCUGCUGCUGGCGCUGGGACUGGGCAAGCAGCAGGUGGCGCAGGCGGUGUCGAGCUACCCCGACCUGCUGCAGCUGAGCGUGGUGGACAUUCUCGCGCGCCUGCGCGUGCUGCUCGACCUGGGCAGCUCGCUCGGCGAGGUGGCGUCGUCGCUGGUGCGCGAGCCGCGGUGGCUGCACGCGCCGGUGCAGCGCAUGUACGACAUGGUGGAGUACCUCGAGUCGCUGGGCGUCGCGCGCGACAAGGUGCACCGCGUGCUGCUGCGCUUCCCGCGCAUCAUGGAGCUCAGCGAGGCCGACAUCACGCCCUCCCUCGCGCGCCUGCAGUACAUCGUGGGCGCGGGCCGCGACAUCUACCGCAUGAUCGAGCGGCAGCCGCGCGUUCUAGGGCUGUCGCAGGCGCAGAUCGCGGAGACGGUGGACGUGCUCAAGGCGCACAUUGCGCCGGAGCAGGUGGCGGACGUGCUGCUGAAGAAGCCGCUGGUGCUGCUCAUGUCGCGCGACGCCAUCGUGCAGCGCAUCCGCUACCUCGCCAGCAUCUUCCACAAGCACCGCCUCUCCAACGUCUUCAAGGUCGCGCCCGGGCUGCUCACCAUCGACACGGCGCGCCUCAAGCGCCAGUACGCGCGCCUCGAGGCGUACCUGGACCCCGCCGCGACGGAGAAGCUAGUGAACGCGUUUCCGCAGGCGCUGACGCUGAGCUGGGAGAAGGUGCUGCUGCCCAAGUUCCAGUUCCUCGAGGAGCUCGGUCUAGACCGGUUCGAGGUCCUCAACUUCCCCGCGUACCUGGGGUACUCGCUGGACUCGCGCAUCCGGCCGCGGUGCGCGGUGCUGCUGGCGGCGGGGUACCAGAUCCGCGCACACGACGAGGUGAUCACAACGGACAACGAGCGCCGCCUGCGCAAGUUCGGGCGGUCGCACCACGAGAUCCUGCAGACAUUCGGCGCGCACUCCGUGUGCAUCCAGCACAUCGUGGGGCUCACCGACGCCGACUUCCACUCCCAGUUCGGCGUCAACGGGGGCACCAGCGCCAGCAACGCCGGCAGCUGAUAGUGUGAGCGGCGCUAGGCGAUGGCAUGGGGACAGACGGGGCAGGUGAUGCUGACAUACACAAAUGUGGCGCCUAUUGCUGUGUCGGAAGGCGUGAUUCCUGGGGCUCACGCUCAGGCUCAGGCUGGGAUAUGGCGGGUGUGAGGUGGUGUCCACCAUUCCAAUAGCAAGACUUGCUGUACUCCCAUUUCUUAUCAAUCCUAGUGGUUUAUGCAGGUACCCACCAACGGAAUUCCAGGCAUUGUCCUCCUUCACCCUUCUCCUUAUUCCUUCGUAGGGACAGUUAAACAAUGUG